Messenger RNA from Caenorhabditis briggsae, 1191 nucleotides. The record is from RefSeq and is a predicted model, not a curated record. NCBI's taxonomy places the organism in Eukaryota, Metazoa, Nematoda, Chromadorea, Rhabditida, Rhabditidae. The transcript has 9 exons. The coding region runs from base 1 to 1191 and encodes 396 amino acids.
AUGACUCCUCAUAGCCCAUUUUUAACGCUUGAGUGUGAGAUGGUCCAAAAAGUUGCUGAUUCCGUGAACUCAAGAUCUAGAUUUUUAUGGUUUUAUGUAUGUUCCCUAAUGAAAACUUGUGCACUUUCCUUUUAUGCUAGUCAGCUCAAUCAUAUGUCUGCCGAGGAAGACACAGUACCACUCGGAACAUACCUUUCUUCAAUUCCACUCGACGAAGUUGUUCUUCAUGGAUGGUCACGACCAUCCGCCAUGGGAAGAAGACGAACACUGCUUAGUAUCCAAGCUGACCAAUUUCACGAUUCUGGACGGGAAUUCCAUCCAUCAUCAGUUUUCCCUGCUAAAGUCCUCACUUUUGCCGGAUUCGAACAGUUCCUAGAAGAUAGCUGGAAUUCGAGCCAAGAAGCGACAAAAAUGCUGGAAAUUCAUAUCGAUAUCCCUCAAGAAGAUCCUGGACUUGAGCGAAGUUGUCAAUGGUUUCCGAAAGGAUCGCUACUAAAAAUAGUUCAUGCUGGAAAUCCCCUUCCAUCCUCUCUCUGCCAACAUCAAACCGAUCUUCUAACUAAUCCUGGGUGUCGCAAUCAUACAUUAUCAGUUCAACCGGAUUUUGUUUGGAACCAGAACAAUGGUCAAAGCUCCAGCAAACAUGGAAAUCGAAAAGGACUACAAACCAAUAUUCCACUCAAUGCUCGUUCUCCAACGAAAAACCUGUCAAACUUUUCAACUGAAAAUGGAGUAACACCGCCAAACAAUGGUAUUCCUGAUGUUUCAGAGCAUGACGAAUCUUACUAUGAAAUUCUUCCACAUCUGAAAACCACUCUUCUAGAGUGCGUAAGACAAGAUUCUGACGAUCACAAGCUUCCACGUAUCUAUGGAGACCUGAAGAAGUACCUUUCAAAGGGCCCUUCUAAUACAGGUUUUACGGUAUCCAACUCAAUGUAUAACAAAAAAAGUUGUUUUUUUCUCAUUCAGGUGGCCCGGAACCUUGCUAUCGAAAAUAACCCGUCUGCUGGUCUGAAAAUUCCACGAGUUCCAAAAUGCGUUCAUGACUACUUGAAUCAGUUUCUUUCGGAAAGGAAAGGAAACAUCAUGGAUUUCGACAAGAAAUUUUUGUCGGACCUAUUCCGAGGUGUGACGUCGAAGCAUAGCAUUUAUAAUCACUUGAAAAAGCAAGGGAUGAAACAAGGAAGUUGA